Drosophila erecta is the source of this 3008-nucleotide messenger RNA. It is a transcript of the gene stw, whose product is annotated as laccase-1. Lineage: Eukaryota; Metazoa; Arthropoda; Insecta; Diptera; Drosophilidae. Gene Ontology annotation, molecular function: oxidoreductase activity; copper ion binding. Gene Ontology annotation, biological process: iron ion transport. Bases 381 to 2726 code for a protein of 781 amino acids. Gene Ontology annotation, cellular component: plasma membrane. The record is from RefSeq and is a predicted model, not a curated record. The transcript is spliced from 8 exons.
GAUCAAGUUGGCUGCUGCAAUUUCUUGCGCUCUCUGAGCCAUGUCAUGAUUCACUGAGCCAUUCCUUUCCCUGGCUCAUUCGUAAGCUCGUUUUGCAGUGACUACUUAAACAUUUUAUAUAGUCGUACGUAUGUAGCUACCGCUUCAGUUUGGUGUUUAAACGCGUUGCUCGUACUUCAUUAAGCUGUAAUCAGUUCAGGUGGUGUUGCUAUCGCUUAGUACACAUACUUUGAAAAGAAAAUAUAGUCUUAUGUUGUGAACGUCACCCAAAAAGAAUAUUUGAAUACCUUACAAUAUUUCGAGCCAAAAAGGAGUUUAACAAAUUAAAACAAGAAUUGUGAAAAGUCCAAGUAUAUGCCAUUCAUACGACUUUGAAAGCCAUGGAUCUUACAGGAUUUUACCAAACUUUUAUUUCGUUCCUGAUCUUGUGUGCAUUUUUCAAUUUUCCUGAAGUAUUUGCAGUACGUGUUGCCAACUCACAGCAAAAUCAACCUAAGAAAGCAAAUCAACCGGAUCUUACACCAUUGGGGUCCUUUUGGCAGCAACAUGUGGCCACUCCCAGUAGUUCAACUCCAUUUGAUUCACCAUUUUUUUCAGCAACACAUGGCCUUGUGCAGACUCACCCCUCUCUGGGUGGAAGUCAUUCCGGGCCCGCUCCAUUAAAUAGCAAUAGCCUUGGGACUGGUGUGCCUUCCUCAAUCUUAGCUGGUACUAAACCAUCUCUAACCGCUGGUAGCGGGUAUCUGAACUCUCGCGGAAGUCUACCGACCUCUGCACGUUAUCCAGCUAAUAAGAUCACAGGGACCGUGGUCGAACCCAACCCAAAAUCUCCUUUCCGUCACUUAGAUUUCUCUACUAGUGCAACUGCUGAACUGCGGCGCAAUCCUGCACUAUCUGCCCCUGAUGAAUGUGCACGCGCCUGUCGCGAAGGCGAGCCUCCGAGAAUUUGCUAUUAUCAUUUUACGUUGGAAUACUACACAGUAUUGGGCGCUGCGUGCCAAGUAUGUACUCCAAAUGCAACGAAUACGGUUUGGAGCCACUGUCAGUGUGUCUUAGCUGAUGGAGUUGAACGAGGAAUUCUUACUGCGAAUCGUAUGAUACCUGGCCCAAGCAUUCAAGUAUGUGAAAACGAUAAGGUGGUUAUUGAUGUGGAAAACCAUAUGGAGGGAAUGGAAGUAACUAUACACUGGCACGGUAUAUGGCAACGUGGAUCGCAGUAUUAUGAUGGCGUACCCUUUGUCACUCAAUGCCCCAUUCAGCAGGGUAAUACCUUCCGUUAUCAGUGGACAGGAAACGCCGGGACACAUUUCUGGCAUGCUCAUACCGGUCUUCAGAAACUAGAUGGACUAUACGGCAGCGUCGUGGUUCGACAGCCACCAUCAAGGGACCCAAACUCCCAUUUAUAUGAUUUUGAUUUAACAACACAUAUAAUGCUUAUCAGUGAUUGGUUGCAUGAAGAUGCAGCCGAGCGAUAUCCAGGACGUUUGGCUGUUAACACAGGCCAAGAUCCGGAGUCCAUGUUGAUUAAUGGAAAAGGCCAGUUUCGCGACCCAAACACUGGCUUUAUGACUAAUACUCCAUUGGAAAUAUUCACGAUUACACCAGGACGUCGUUACCGCUUUCGGAUGAUAAACGCAUUUGCUUCAGUCUGUCCAGCACAGGUAACGAUCGAGAGCCAUGGCAUGACGGUUAUAGCCACCGAUGGUGAGCCUGUGCAUCCCGUUGAUGUUAACACAAUCAUAUCAUUUUCAGGUGAGCGCUACGAUUUUGUUAUAAGCGCCGAUCAACCUGUGGGAGCGUAUUGGAUACAGUUACGUGGACUUGGUGAGUGCGGUAUUCGUAGAGCUCAACAACUGGCUAUCCUACGUUACGCUCGUGGACCUUAUCAGCCAGCGUCUUCUCCGCCAACAUACGAUGUGGGAAUACCGCAAGGAGUCGUUAUGAAUCCUUUGGAUGCUCAAUGCAACCGUCAACGAAACGAUGCCAUAUGUGUAAGCCAACUUAAAAACGCUCUUGAGAUUGAUCGUGGUAUAUUGGCAGAGAAGCCAGACGUGAAGAUUUUUUUACCAUUCCGUUUCUUCGUUUACCGGGCUGAAGAUCUUUUCCAGCCAAACACAUACAAUAGAUUUUUAGUGGCACCCACCGGCGACCAUGUAAUAUCACUCAUCGAUGAAAUUUCGUACCUAUCGGCUCCAGCGCCACUGACUUCUCAAUAUAAUGAUAUAAACCCAGAACAGUUUUGUAACGGAGAUAAUCGACCCGCAGAUUGUGGACCAAAUUGUAUGUGUACUCAUAAAAUUGAUAUUCCACUCAACGCAAUUGUGGAAGUCGUGUUAGUCGAUGAAGUUCAACAACCCAAUUUGUCACAUCCUUUCCAUUUGCACGGAUACGGUUUCAGUGUCAUUGGUAUUGGGCGUUCUCCAGAUUCAUCAGUGAAGAAAAUCAAUUUGAAGCACGCUUUGGACCUAGACAGGCGCGGACUUUUACACCGUCAGUACAAUUUACCGCCGACUAAGGAUACAAUUGCAGUACCAAAUAACGGCUAUGUUGUGCUGCGGUUUAGAGCUGACAAUCCUGGCUUCUGGCUCUUCCACUGUCAUUUUCUUUUCCACAUUGUUAUUGGUAUGAACUUGAUUUUACAGGUCGGCACUAACGCUGAUCUACCACCUGUUCCACCAGGAUUCCCAACAUGUGGGGACCACACACCAUCCAUUCCAAUAAAUUAAUAUUUUACCUGACGCACAAGUAAAUUAACCCAUAUGGCGACAAAUCUGAAAAGAGCAAACAGGACCUACAUACAUACUGAUUAAACAGUUUGUAAAUAGCAUCCUCCAUCACUAUAUAUGAAACAAGAUUGUAUAUAUAUAUAUAUUUAAAACGCACAAAGCACUGUUUUUGCUUAAUAAUUGUAACACUGCCAAUGUCCAAUUAUAUUUAAAUAACAAUAUACCUUUCCUUAAAUUUUCACCCAUGAGCAAACUAUCAAAUGUAUAUAUUUUAUUAUUUGU